Molecule: messenger RNA, 1153 nt
Organism: Exaiptasia diaphana
Lineage: Eukaryota; Metazoa; Cnidaria; Anthozoa; Actiniaria; Aiptasiidae
Exons: 2
Coding region: 68-586 (172 amino acids)
Source: RefSeq, a predicted model, not a curated record
GUGRACGCUGUUAUCGUCCGUUGCCGUCAGUCAACGAAAUCGUUGCCAAGGUUUUGGUAUAGUUGUCAUGGUUUUAAUAUCGUUUCCAAGGAGACGAUUUCGUAGGCCAAUGGGUUGCUAUAGCUCCGUCGUUUGGCCUUUUUCGGUCCGGAAGAACAAACCAGAAAGACGCGAAAAAAAAACUGUCAGACUAGAUAUGGGUAGCGGUAUAGGGAAACUGCCAGUCUACCAAGAAAAAUUGAAUACAAAUUCUCGUCGAAUGGAAGAAAGAAUAGAAAGACUUGAAACAGAUAUACAGAAGAUAAGAGAAGAACUGUUCGACCGCGCUGAGAAGAACUGUUUUGAGUCGCCGGUUUUGAACAGAAGGCCUUCGUGCUCAGCUAAUUGUGCAAGAACUAACCAAAGACUACGACGUUUGUCAACGAUGAGCAUAGGGGAAACAAGUGGAGCUCUUGUCAAAAGACGAGGUUCAACUGUAGUUUUCUCUGAAAAACUCCUCAGGGCUGAGUUGGAAAGAUUACGAAUGGAGAACAAUGGAUUGGYGAACCAGUUGGCACAAAUUAAAGGACUGAAUAAUGUUAACUAAAGGCCACUCGGCCUGGUACUUUAUCAAACCUUGAUCUGUAUUYUUAUUUACACUAAAUUGAAAAAACCUCGGUCAGGCUAAAGAUAGCGACAUUUGUUACCGGCUACUUAACGUGUGAAUCAUGCACAUUGCAACAUUACACGCGGAAAGAAGCAAUUUUGAUACGUAUAAUACAGUGUGGGCAAUGCUCAAUCAAACUCAACCAUUUGCACAGUCUAAUCAUAUGACUUYCCAAGCUUCCUUUCGGUCUUAGCAUUAAUGAUGUGACCAUUUAGGAACCAAAGUUUUUUUCAAUUUGGUGUAUGUUGAUGUAUUGUUUUAAGUCCUUUUUUCAAACUGCAUGUAAAUUAUGAGCUUUAUUACCACUGCGCAUUUUCUUAUAGUGAAUAUGAUCAGUUUYGGUUAGAUUAAUGAACAGGGAGGAAAUAGGAACAGGGUGGAUUCAGUGGAAGGGGAUCUAAAGCCUACGGCAUGUGGACGCUAUUUUUGGGGACUUGCCUCAUUGUCCACAGAGAGUCGUACGGUACGACUCUCUGUGGACAAUGGUUUUUUUAGCCGAAGAAAAAG